Hepatospora eriocheir is the source of this 1140-nucleotide messenger RNA. The record is from the annotation of a GenBank genome assembly. NCBI's taxonomy places the organism in Eukaryota, Fungi, Microsporidia, Hepatosporidae.
AUGAAGAAAAUUCCAUGUAGUUAUUAUAAAAUAAAUAAAGAAUGUAAAAAUGAUUUAACAACAUUCAAAUAUAAUGAAGAAGAUAAACAUCAUCCAUUAAAACUAGAAAGAGAGUAUGUUAAAGCAUUAAAUGCUACUAAAGUUGAUAAGAUAAUGGCUAAACCAUUCAUAUCAUCAUUUUCAUAUCACACUGAAGGAAUUACUGGAUUGUGUAAAGAUUAUAGUGGUAAAUAUAUAGCCACGUCAUCAUUUGAUAAACAUGUUGUUAUUUAUGAUGUAUUUAAUAAGAAGUGUAUUAAAGAUAUAAAAAUGGAUGAUUUUAUCAAUGGAAUAGGAUUAAAUAAUAAUGUUUUAUGUGUUGGUCAAGAUACAAGUGUUGUUGUUAAAAGAGUUGGAGAUUUGAGCAGUGAAGAGAUUGAUCUUAAAAAUUAUUUAAAUUCUUUAGAUUUUUAUAACAACACAAUAGUGACAACACAUCAUGAUUUUAUAAAUGUUAUUGAUUUAGAAAGGAAUGAAGUAUUAAAUAAUAUUAGUUUACAAGGAGAUAAUCAAGUCAUUAAGAUUAACAAAACAUUUGAUAAUAUCAUAGGUGUGGCUUCAACAAACUUCCAUCUGUAUGACAUAAGAAUGAAUAAGGAAAUUUAUAAAAUUGAUCAAAGUGUCAAUUGUGUUGAUUUUCAUGAAAAUAAAAUUGUUUUUGGGAGUGAUAAGAUUACAGUAACUGAUUUUAGAAAAUUAAAUGAGGAAUAUUAUGGUAAGAAGUACUUUAACAAGCAUACAAAUGAAAUUUUAAGUGUAAACUUUUCUAUGACUGGACAUAGAAUUGUGAGUGGAUCUAGUGAUACAACUAUUAGAAUAGAGAAUAUUAAUAGUAAGAAUUCACAGAUUUAUUAUAAUGAUAGAAUGGGAAUUGUUAAUGGAGUAUCAUUUUCAAACUGUAAUUCUUUUAUAUUUUCUGGAUCAGAUGAUGGUUCUUUAAGAUUAUGGAGAUCUUAUCCAAAUGCACCAAGUAAAAAUUUAUCUUAUCAAGAAGAAAUGUCGAGGUUGGAGAAUGACAGGCUUAAGAAUAAGUUUAAAGAUUUUAAAGAAAUUCAGAGGAUUAGAAAUCACUCUUUCUAUAAAAAGAAUUAUAAAAAAUAA